AUAGACUGCCAAACACAAAAGCAUCUCAGAUCCAAAACUCCAAUGCCAAAAUGUCAUCCAUGGAGUUGCAGCAGCCAACAGCUAGUGGUAGCAACAAGAAUGGUGACCAUGAAUCACAGUCACAGAUGUUAAGUCCUGGCCAUAAACGUGGUGGUUGGUUCACCUUUUUCUUUGUUUCAGCAACUUUGACAGGAUUGAUGAUAGCUGGUUGGGGAUGGCUGACGAAUUUGAUUGUGUAUCUGAUCGAGGAAUUCAAUGUUAAGAGCAUUGAUGCUACUCAGAUAAGCAAUGUAGUCAACGGUUCCAUCAACUUGAUACCAAUUAUCGGUGCUGUUUUGGCUGACUCUUUCCUCGGCUCUUUCCAUGUCGUUUCAAUCUCUUCACUCUUCUCUCUACUGGGAAUAAUUGCUCUAACCUUAACAGCGACACUUAGUCACUUGAGACCACAACACUGUGGAACUGGUUCAACCUUGUGCCACACUCCAUCGAAACUCCAAUUAGCUGUUUUAUACACGGGUAUUGCUUUGGCAUCAAUAGGCCUGGGGGUGGUUCGUUUUACUUUAGCAUCCUUGGGAGCCAAUCAAUUUGAUAGUCCUGAAGAUCAAGGAGUUUUCUUCAACUGGUUUUUCUUUAUAUUUUAUUCUGCCUGUGUCGUAAGUUCUUUAGGCAUCGUCUAUGUUGAGGAUAGUAUUAGUUGGGGACUGGGAUUUGGCAUGUGUGCAGCUUUUAAUUUUCUGGGCUUGGUUAUCUUCUUCCUGGGAAACCGUUUCUACCGCCAUGAUAAGCCUCAAGGUAGCCCUUACACGAGUUUGGCUCGUGUGAUUGUUGCUGCAAUACGAAAGAGGAACGUCUUGGUUUCAUCUGAAAGCAAGUAUUAUUAUCAUAAGAUUAAUGAUGGAGCUAGUAAAGCCAUCGCUGCAACACCUAAACGCAGCUUCAGGUUCUUGAACCGUGCAGCACUGAUAACUGAAGGAGACAUUAGUUCAGAUGGAUCCAUAGCCAAGCCGUGGAAUAUAAGCUCAGUUCAACAAGUUGAAGACUUGAAAACUCUGAUUAGGAUUCUCCCAUUAUGGGCAAGCACAGUAUUUUUAGCCACCCCUAUUGUAAUUCAGACCAACAUGACAAUUCUUCAAGCUCUAGCAAUGGAUCGUCACCUCGGCCCAAAUUUCAAGAUCCCCGCCGGUUCAAUCACGGUCGUGGUUUUAAUCUCCUCAGCCAUCUUUAUCGCCCUGUUUGACCGGUUUCUUUACUCCACCUGGCAGUCCCUGACCGGCCGCUCAUUAACACCCUUACAAAGAAUCGGAGCAGGCCAUGUUUUCAACAUCCUAAGCAUGGCAAUCUCCGCCCUGGUGGAGUCAAAGAGGCUAAAUGUAGCCCAUGAUAACCACCUCCAAGACCACCAGGGCGGCGCCGCCGCCGUGGUGCCAAUGCUCGCCUUAUGGCUGUUUCCACAACUCAUCGUAGUUGGGAUGGGUGAAGCUUUCCACUUUCCGGGCAAUGUUUCACUGUACUAUCAAGAAUUCCCUGUCUCAAUGAAAAGCACAGCAACUUCCAUGAUUUCCAUAGUCAUCGGCGUCGCUUUCUAUGUCAGCACUGCUGUGGUUGAUCUGAUAAGGAACGUUACCGGAUGGUUGCCGGACGAUAUAAACGAUGGAAGAGUAGACAAUGUUUAUUGGACUUUCGUUGUGUUGGGAUUGCUUAAUUAUGGCUACUUUUUACUGUGUGCUAAGUUUUACAAGUAUCAAAAUCUCGAACAGGAAGCGGAAGCGAACACCCAGAUUUGAUCAGAACCUUUAAUUCAAUUUAAGUUUACUGUAGUUAUAGGUGAAUGUAUGAUUACGGAUAAAAUGAAAGGUUUAAUUAAUAUAAGAAGAGGAUAAAGAUUUAAUAACAA
Molecule: messenger RNA, 1894 nt
Organism: Gossypium arboreum
Lineage: Eukaryota; Viridiplantae; Streptophyta; Magnoliopsida; Malvales; Malvaceae
Product: protein NRT1/ PTR FAMILY 2.7-like
Exons: 4
Coding region: 51-1784 (577 amino acids)
Biological process (GO): oligopeptide transport; transmembrane transport
Cellular component (GO): plasma membrane
Molecular function (GO): transmembrane transporter activity
Source: RefSeq, a predicted model, not a curated record